This is a messenger RNA of Athalia rosae (coleseed sawfly), 2022 nucleotides long. RefSeq names its product growth arrest-specific protein 1-like. Lineage: Eukaryota; Metazoa; Arthropoda; Insecta; Hymenoptera; Athaliidae. Gene Ontology annotation, biological process: regulation of cell cycle. The transcript is spliced from 5 exons. The record is from RefSeq and is a predicted model, not a curated record. The coding region runs from base 482 to 1261 and encodes 259 amino acids.
AGGAGGACGAGGAGUACGAGGAGACCUCGACUCGAGGCCCGACAUCAACUCACAACUCAAUCUAGUCCGUCAGAGUACGCGGUGGAGUACGCACGCGAGAUUUUUCUCCGCAGAUCGCACCCGGUCGCCGCCCACCCCGUUAAAUAGUAUUCAGGCGACGUUCAGGCGGGGACUAUUUCGAAUUCUCCCGCGUUCUUCGCCUUCGACGUUCGAACGCCCUCGGAAAAAAACAUUCGAAUAUUUGGGAACGCGACGAAAGCCGAGAGUUUCGCGGCUAUUUUUUCCGACGUUUGAAAAUUCCCGCAUCGCCCGAGGCGCGGGGAAACUCCGCGGAUCGUCGAACACCGCCGGAUUCGAUGCGACGAUUUUGAAAGAAACCACACGUAGCUGGGGGUAAAAAGUGAUUUGUGUAAAAUUUGUGACAGUGUCCGAGAAGGGAACGAUGUGAUAGCGAACACUAGAAAGAAUAUAAACCGAGGAUAUGUCUCGUACCGUGGCAAGGCUGGACACCGCCCUGGCUUCGUUGAUAUUAUUGGCACUCUGUACAACCUGCACAUUUGCCGCCAUGAGUUGCGUAGACGCGAAUCUGAGGUGCGCGUACAGAUCCGGUUGCGGAAUGGCCCUUCAACAGUACCUGACCAAGUGCUCAUCCGACCUACAAGGGGACGCCGUUCGAGUUUGCCCCGAGUCCUGUCUCCACGCCCUGAUCGCCCUGACCAGUACGGACGAGGGCAAGGAAUUGAUGACGUGCGAAUGCGCGACCGACGAGCACCUUUGCAUCCAGUCCAAGCAGAGGGUGGAAGUCUGCAGGCCGUCGGUCAUGACCGUUAUGAACAACACCAGGGUAUCCUGUAGGAUAGCUACCGGGAUAUGCGGCGCCGAUGCCCUUUGUUCAACCGCUCUUGAAUACUACAACGGUUUCUGCCGCAGCAUGUUUCACGGGAGAAAAUGCACCUACAGGUGUCGCAAUUCCAUCAACAUUCUCAGACGUCAGGAGAAGGCGGCCAAGUUGAACACGUGCAUUUGCGACGGUGCCGAGGAUUACGAUUGCAAGGGAAUUCAUCGUAACAUGAACCGGCUCUGCUUCGGUAAAAUUCAUCACGAUUAUCACGAGACGACGAAGAUCAUCAAUGAUCCGAGAUCGGACGAGAUACAGAGGAAUAAUAACGCGUACAGUCGGGGCGCCGGCGUCACGACACUGGUUCGCCGGACAACGCUGACCUUGACGUCGACCUUCCUGCUGGCUCAGCUCGCCAGAUAAUAAGACGGUCGAGACGCAGCAGGACGACUUUUCAAACAGUAUUCCGCGAGUGAAGACCAAAGACUCAAAAGAUUACCAGUUAGUGCGUUUGGCGAGGUGAAGGGAGGAAACCCAAAACCUUGUCGUCGGGUGUUUAGAGGAGGAAUAGUAUACGAUAAAGCUACGAAUGAUUAUUUUUAAAUAUACGUACCUAUACAGAAAAGGAAAACGGUUGAACAAAGACAUAAAUGGUCCAUAUGGUCCUUACCUCCAUCUUCAAAGGAUCUUCCAGGCGUCCGCGAAUACAACGAAACUUUAUAAAUAGAACAAAAAGGCUCCAGGCACAAAUAGGGCAGAAUUUUUCUAUACUGUAAAUUAAUGAGUGUAUCAUAGAGUUUUAAAUAAUUAUUAUAACUUAAUUUAUAUCAAGUGACUUAGUGAGUGAGAGAGCUUGUGUAUGUAAAUAGAUAAAAUUAGAAUUACGCGUCGUAAAUAAUAGCGAUAAUGCAAUUGCUGAUCGAAAGUGUUUGAAAAAAUUGAAGUUUAAAAAUCCGUCGAAACCGAUAUCCACUUUUUUUUACCUACAUCGUCGAAUUCACACAUCUUCGAAACAUCAUCCGGAUGAAUGACCCUCGAAAUUGCCCCUAUCGGACGAUCUUCAGCGGUUUAAUCAUUAAUGAACGAUAUCUGAUUUCAUCCGAACGGACUGUGGCAACUAUACAUAAUACGCAAAAGAGAUAUGUAAAGUAUUUAAGUGAAAUAAAAAAUAAUUUUUGCCAAAU